UUGUAAAAAAAAAAAUCCGAUAUAUUGAGAUCAGGUGCUUUUUGAUCGCGUGGUUUACACGAAUGAGUAGCGAGAUCGCAUCCAUUCAGCAUCAAUCAUCCCUACGACUUCGUUCGUGCUUCCUCCACCUUGAUCCAAACCAUUUAUGCAAAUUCUUCAACUCUUUCUUCUACUCAUUCCUAAUCAAUCCAAUCUCUUUCGUUCCUCCUUCACCACUUCUCAACUGAACAAGGUCACAAUCUCUUCAGAUCCGUCUCUCAAGUGAUCGAUUUCAUCAUUUUUCUGGAUUUGUUGUUCCGUUUUCACUUUCUCUCUUUUUAGAGAGAUGCGUAACUAUGUGGUGUUAAUUUCAUUUUCUGAUAUCGGCGUGAUUCUCACGUGACAUGGAUUUAGGAACGAAGAAAUUUGAGACAGUCGUUUUGAAAAAUCGGUGGUUGAAUCUAUUUGACGGAACUUGAUCAGUUUGUGUGUAUAUGUGUGUGUGUGUGUAUUUUUGAGUUUGAAUUUGUAGUUGUUUGUUAUUGUUAAAAAGUUCUGGAGGGUUUGGAAAUCAUGUUCUGGAGGGAACGUGAGAGGGAGAAUAAGGAACACAACGGUGGCGUGCUUUGUGGCCAAGUCCGAGUGCUCGUUGUUGGUGAUUCAGGUGUUGGAAAGUCUUCUUUAGUUCACCUUAUUGUUAAAGGUUCUCCCGUCGCUCGCCCUUCUCAGACAAUUGGUUGUACAGUAGAUGUGAAGCACACAACUUAUGGAAAUUCUGGCAGCUCUUCCAGUAGCCUCAAAGGUGAUUCUGAGAGGGAUUUCUUUGUUGAACUGUGGGAUGUCUCAGGACAUGAACGUUACAAAGAUUGUCGAUCUCUCUUCUAUUCACAGAUUAAUGGUGUAAUUUUUGUUCACGAUCUUUCACAGAGAAGAACGAAGACUAGCUUGCAGAAAUGGGCAGCUGAGAUUGCUGCAACUGGAACAUUUUCAGCUCCUUUGGGAUCUGGUGGCCCUGGUGGCCUUCCUGUUCCGUAUAUUGUUAUUGGUAACAAAGUUGAUAUUGCUGCAAAAGAGGGUACAAGAGGAAGCAGUGGGAAUCUUGUUGACGUUGCACGCCAGUGGGUUGAGAAGCAGGGUUUGCUUCCAUCCAGCGAGGAGCUUCCACUGACUGAGAGUUUUCCUGGUGGUGGAGGCCUUGUUGCAGCAGCAAAAGAUGCAAGAUAUGAUAAGGAGGCUGUAAUUAAAUUUUUUCGCAUGUUGAUUAGGAGAAGAUAUUUCUCAGAUGAAAUACCUGCACCUGCAUGGUCCAUUCCUUCACCUCAGAGAUCUUCUCAACGUAUAGAUGAAAGUUUUAUUGAAGAUGAUCAGUCUUAUAAUACAAGUCAAAGCAGUGAUCCGUACAAGUAUAACAUGCUUCCCCCACUUCCGGCUCAACGCAAUUUAACUCCACCACCCACACUCUAUCCUCAACAGCCAGUUUCAGUCUCAGAAAGCUACAGUUUCCCUAGAUUUUCUUUGUCUGGUUCCUCAGAAAUGAGUACUUCAGCUAGAACAAAGCGCUCGGAUAUUAAUGUCUGAAGAUCUUUUGUAUUUGGUAAUUGGUCAGUUCUAUUAUUACACUGAUGUAUUCUUGCACAGUUGCCUGGAACAAAUUUAUAUAUUUGCUUUGAUUCUUUGUUCCAUUUGUAACCUGUCAACGGAUUCAUUAAUUUUUUAGAGGCUUUCUCAGUGGGAAAAGGAGCUACUUGUUCAAAGUUUGGGGAGAAUUUAAAUGAUAUAUGGUCUAUUCUUUUAUAUCA
Molecule: messenger RNA, 1778 nt
Organism: Cicer arietinum (chickpea)
Lineage: Eukaryota; Viridiplantae; Streptophyta; Magnoliopsida; Fabales; Fabaceae
Product: small GTPase LIP1
Molecular function (GO): GTPase activity; GTP binding
Source: RefSeq, a predicted model, not a curated record